Messenger RNA from Macrobrachium nipponense, 4786 nucleotides. RefSeq names its product high affinity cationic amino acid transporter 1-like. The coding region runs from base 344 to 3628 and encodes 1094 amino acids. Gene Ontology annotation, cellular component: plasma membrane. The transcript is spliced from 14 exons. NCBI's taxonomy places the organism in Eukaryota, Metazoa, Arthropoda, Malacostraca, Decapoda, Palaemonidae. Gene Ontology annotation, molecular function: L-lysine transmembrane transporter activity; L-arginine transmembrane transporter activity; L-ornithine transmembrane transporter activity. The record is from RefSeq and is a predicted model, not a curated record. Gene Ontology annotation, biological process: L-arginine import across plasma membrane; L-ornithine transmembrane transport.
UCUACGAGAGAUCAUCCACCCUUUUUAGUGUCUUCCGAGUAACUGAAUGUGGGGGGAAGUAUAGUCGCUGAUACUGCUUUAUCUCUCAGUGCGAGCGAGUAUAUACAUUUCACCAACACCAGCUGCUCCUGCUGCUGCUGCUAACGUCUGUUUGUGAGUGUGUGUGCGUAUGUGUUUCUCUCGCUCUCUCUCUCUCUACCUCAUCCCCCUCUCUUUCUCUCUCACUCACAGACACAAGGAGGUAGCAGGGAGAUCUAUUAAAGACUCGUUCGUGAGAUGUGAUUCAACCGAGGAAAGCGCCAUUUUGAAAGUCCUCAUUUAAUCCAACAUCCUGCCCGCAACGAUGCCGACGUUCAGGGAGCGAAUCACCCGGAAAAAGAUCGUAGACUUCGGCGGCAGCGAGCUCAGGAGAGCCCUGACCUUCUUUGACCUGACCCUCCUGGGUAUCGGGUCGACUAUAGGCGUGGGGUUCUACGUCCUGGUCGGAGAGGUCGCUAUAUAUACGGGUCCGGCGGUGGUCGUGUCAUUUCUGAUUGCUGGGAUUGCAUCUUUAUUUGCUGGUCUAUGCUAUGCAGAGUUCGGAGCGAGAGUUCCCAAAGCUGGGUCAGCCUACAUCUACAGCUAUGUUUGUGUUGGAGAAUGUGUUGCCUUCGUAAUCGGAUGGAAUCUCGUCUUGGAAUAUAUAAUCGGGGCCUCAAGUGUGGCGAGAGGAUUUAGCAGUUACAUAGACGUCCUGGGAAACAAAGUCAUGUCAGAAUGGCUGACGGAGAACUUGCCUAUCAAUGUCAGUUUCCUUUCUGAUUAUCCGGAUUUCUUAUCCUUCGCUAUGAUUAUCCUCAUAUCUGGAUUAUUAGCUAUUGGAAUUAAAGAGUCGUCGACGGUCAACAAUGUUUUUUCCAGCCUCAACCUGGUCAUCGUGAUAUACGUCAUCAUUGCUGCUGCUAUUGAUGCUGACAUCUCGAACUGGCAACUGUCCAAAAAUGACACCCUGACGCUGUGUAACACAACCGAGGGUGACAAAGAUUGGGGCGAAGGUGGUUUCGCCCCCCACGGUUUCGCCGGCAUCAUGAACGGUGCCGCCACCUGCUUUUUCGGUUUCGUGGGCUUCGACUGCAUUGCUACGACUGGAGAAGAGGCGAUUAAUCCAUCACGCAACAUCCCACUCUCGAUCACCGUCUCCCUGUUGGUCAUCUUCCUGGCUUAUUUCGGAAUGUCUGCAACUGUGACGUUGUCCAUGCCCUACUGCGCACUGGAUCCAGACGCUGCUCUGGUCGCUUAUUUCGACGACAAAGGUUUGCAGGUGUCAAAAUGGAUUGUCAGCAUUGGAGCGCUUUUCGGAUUCUCUGCCAGUAUGGUUGGCGUUCUCUUGCCUCUCCCAAGGAUCAUCUAUGCCAUGGCGAACGAUGGCAUCAUAUUCAGGUUCCUUUCCAAGAUCAACAAGCGGUUCAAGACGCCUCUAAUGGCCACUUUCCUCACUGGAUUACUCGCUGGGCUACUGGCGAUGCUAUUCGAUCUCCAGGCUCUUGUUGACAUGAUGAGCAUUGGAACCCUGAUGGCUUACACCAUUGUUGCUGUGUCAGUGAUGCUUCUCAGGUUCACCCCAGAUACAGAAGACGAGGAGCCCGAGAGUCUGGUGGAGACAGCGAAGAAGAAAGUCUCCACAAGUUCCCCGUCAUACUCAAGGAAUCAAGUCAUGAGGCAGUUAUUCAAUCUGGACAAGCACAGAGAACCUACAGAACUCUCCAGUACUGUGGCAAGUUAUGGGACUUUGGCAUAUUGUAUACUGAUAGCCAUACUAUGCGGCCUGCUUGUCAUCCUUCGAGAACAACUCUCCCAAGGUGAUGCUGGGGCUAUUGUCAGCAUUGUUAUUAUGGUGGUUCUCAAUGUCUUCAUUAUCGUGAUCAUAGCAAUGCAACCACAGUCCAAGAAAGGUCUUUCCUUCCAGGUCCCUCUGGUCCCGUGGAUGCCUGCAGUAAGCGCCUUCAUCAAUUUCUACCUCAUGUUCAAUCUGUCUACAGACACGUGGAUUCGAUUUGCAAUCUGGAUGGGAAUCGGUUUUCCCAUCUACUUCUUCUAUGGAAUGAGCCACAGCUCAGAAGAACUUAGAGCGAAAGGGCGUUUAUUUGGAAUUGACAACCCAGGUGGCCCAGGAAGACCCCACUCGUUCGUCAUUCCCACAAUUAACGUUCAGCUAGCUACACCAAUCAGUACUGCCCCUAAUACCCCAAAGGGCAUCAGAAUAGAAAAGAAGCCACCUAAGCCCAUAUCGCCUCUGGCACUUGAAGAAGCUGUUAAAAACAUUCCAGAUGCAGAGGAGAAGGAGAAUGAGGUUCAGAAAGCUUUAGAAUCACUAGAUAAUGUAGUUAAUGGCUCUUUCCCACCAAACGAACCAGAAGAUGAGACUGAAAUGGUGGAACUAGAAAAUGUCACUAGCAGUGCACCAGAGGGUAUGGUUUCAGCAGCCCCUGUAAGCGAAGACGCAAAUCACCAGGACCUACCAGAUUCGGCUGAUGGCGUUAACUCUCCCACUGAAUUUCAGUCACAGAGUUCCAUUAGUCAAGCUGAUGACGAAAAGACGGAGAAUGCUGUAGGUGCUGAAAAUGAAAACGAUGAGGAACAAAAGAAUGGAAAUUUAGAGAGGGAGAAAUCGGCGGGGGCAAGGAUAAACAGUAUGCCAAAAUCACUAGCUAUUGUGAUGUCUCAGCUCCUCCAGAGUGUCCCAAAAGCCGCAGCAGUUGACAGUGAAAAAGUUGAUAAAAAGAAACCUGAGCCAUUAGUCCUUUCAAACAGCAAUUCUUCGAACACCCCUCCUUUAAGUAGUUCUACUUCCGUAAUUCAAAAUUCAACGCCAUCUCCGACAACUCCAAGUUCUCUCACUUCUAGAAGUAGCGUCCCUAACACUCCAGUAACAAGACGACACCCUACUAAGAUUCUCAAGAGAGGCUCUAGCUUUGACGAAAUCCCUCCAUCUUCGGCAGACAGCCCUCUAGCCCGGCGAGUAGACAAAUUCUUUAUCAUACCAGUCAAAGAACCAGACCUGUCUGACAGUGACAGCAGUCCUCUUCCUUCUCCUUCACCCAGCAGUAGUUCAAAAGGACAGGACGCUUUAAUGAGCGAACUUAAAAGCAGGAUUAAAAAUCUGCAAGAGUCAGAGAAUACGAAAAAAGAGGAGGAUAGUACAGAUAGCAAAAUAGUGCAUGCUGGAAGUCAAGAUACUUUGGAAAAGGUUGGCAGUUCCAGUGACCCUCCAGCAAGUCCUGCAGUAAGCCCUGUGAGGGAAUACAAACGCCUGGGUAGUAAAGAAAUGUCAUUCUUAGGUGAAGGGCUGGACACUAUUCGUGAACGUGGUGAGAGCAGUAUAAGUGUCGAAGAUACUCUUCCAGUGUCUAGUGCAGCUAGAGAAAAAGAUCAGAAGAUGGAGGUAAGAAAGGCUGACGACAAAACACCGACAACUAUACCUAUUAUUGGAAAAAGUGACUCGAAGAAAGAAGAUUCAACGUCUAGUGGGAAGAUAACUAAAGAAUCUACAGAAACCGAGAGAGAAGACACCCAGAGCUCUGGACGUCCCAAGUCUCCCCAACCAAGCAAUGAGAAUGUCAAUAAGCUUAAGGCCUUGUUUGGGAGUUAAACAAACUAAGCCACGUAAAGAAUCAUUGCCAUUAUUUGACCCUGAGUAGGGAGAACCGUUAUUGCCUUACAUGUAGGCAUAUUUCCCUGCAUAUUUCUUGAAGGUCGUAAAUAAAUGUAACUCCAAUCAAAUGCAUUUCAUGUUUUACAUCUGUGCUCAAUACAUAGAUGCUAAUUUUAUAUUAUGUGCACCUUCAUUUGUAUAAGUUCCAUAGGUAUACGCCAUUGAAAAGUUUUUUUUUUUAAUACUAGUAAGACGAUUAGAGUAAGAAAUCACCCAAGAUAUAAAUGUUACCUAGAAUUUCUUUACAUCUACUUCCUCACACACCAUAAUGUUCCAUUUCAUUGCUUAACUCCUGUAGACUAAUCAUGUCUCCCGUUUGAACGAAAAUCGUGAUGAUACAGAUGUAAACUUCCACAGGCAACUGUACUCAUUUGACCCCUCCCAAUGUACAGAAUAAAACAAGAAAAUCAGUAGACAUUUUGUAAUUUUUCGAUGGGUUACAUCAUAACCCACGUUUUUAAUAUUAUACUUCCAUCUUUUCUUUAUCUGUAGAGCAUUUCUUUUUAAUUCUUUAAAAUUUUUAUAACGCACAUUCCACGACUUACCCGUGUUAAAAAUGCUGAUUUUGCAUAUUCGUAUUCUACUGAAGUAACUCAUGUUUUUUUUAGUCAUCAAACAUUUCUCCCUGCUUUAGAUCCAAUAAAAUUAAUAACUAAUUGUCAAUUAGGAUAAUAAUCCAAGUAGUUACUUAUAAGCUAUGGACUAUGCAACAGUGUGGAAGAGUUUAAAAGAAAGCUAGACAAAAUCUUUAGAACUAUGUGAAUGAACAGUUAAAUUGCUCCUACAGAUAAGUAAGGACACGAUGUCUCCUCGGAUGGACUAACAAGUUUUUGAGACAUCCUAAUCCUUGUAACUCCUUGUAACGUAUAAAUUUUCGAUCAUAUUAUUUUCCAGAAUAUCAAACUCGUUUUACUUAACAUUCAACUGUCAUCUAUCAUCUAACACUUUAUUAGCGCUAUUUUUGUCUUAUCAAUUUCUCAUUAUUACUUUUGAUAAAAUAAGAAACUGUUCUAUGAUGUAAGCUAUCAAUACGUUCUAUUCAUCCUCUCAAAACAUAAUAUAUAUAUAUAUAUAUAUAUAUAUAUAUAUAUAUAU